This is a messenger RNA of Prunus armeniaca (apricot), 1233 nucleotides long. NCBI's taxonomy places the organism in Eukaryota, Viridiplantae, Streptophyta, Magnoliopsida, Rosales, Rosaceae. The record is from the annotation of a GenBank genome assembly.
AUGUUUCUCACCAAGCUCUCCCGCCUAAACCCAAACCCACUCCUACUCAUUCUCACGCGCCACCUCUCCAACCCCUCGAAACUCCACGACCGCUACUCCUUCAAACCCCCACCCUCCCUUUCCCCAAACACCCAAGGCCAAAACCCGAACCAUAAUAACCCCAAGAAGAAGCAGAAACCCCAGUAUCGCCCGCCAUCGUCCCUCGACCGAACGGGUCAGAAGCCGAUACAUUCGGAUUUGCCCUUCGAUUUCAGGUACAGCUACACCGAGUGCAGCCCGACGGUGAGGCCCAUUGGGCUGCGCGAGCCCAAGUACUCGCCUUUUGGGCCGGGGCGGAUUGACCGGGAAUGGAUCGGGGUGUGUGCGCCGGCUGUGGACCCCAAGGUGAGGUCCGUGGAGGGAGCAGAGGAGGAUCCGCAAUUGGAAGAGAAGAGGAAGAGGAGGAGACAGAAGGUUCAGGGAGAGCCUCUAACUCCGGCCGAGAGGAAAAUAUUGGUGGACAAGUGCCAGAGGCCCAAAACCAAGAGGCAAAUCAAUUUGGGCAGAGAUGGUUUAACUCACAAUAUGCUGAAUGAUAUUCAAAACCAUUGGAAACAUGAUGAAGCGGUGAGGAUAAAAUGUCUAGGCGUUCCCACCGUUGACAUGAAAAAUGUUUGCACCCAACUUGAGGACAAAACCUUUGGAAAAAUCAUCCACAGACAUGGUGGUGUACUUGUAUUAUACAGAGGCAGGAACUAUAAACCCAAGAAAAGGCCCGUGAUUCCAUUAAUGUUGUGGAGGCCACAUGAGCCCAUAUAUCCCAGGCUGAUCAAAACUACAAUUGAUGGCCUAAGCAUUGAAGAAACAAAGGAAAUGAGGAAGAGAGGAUUAGCUGUCCCUGCUUUAACAAAACUUGCCAAGAAUGGUUAUUAUGGUAGUCUGGUAUCCAUGGUUAGAGAUGCUUUUAUCUGCUGUGAGCUGGUUCGGAUAGACUGCCAGGGUCUUGAGAAGAGUGAUUACAAGAAAAUAGGCUGCAAACUCAGGGAUCUUGUGCCUUGUAUCCUGGUGACAUUUGAGAAGGAACAGAUUGUGGUUUGGAGAGGAAAGGACUAUAAGCCUCUAGAGGAUGGAUACUUCCUUCCAGAUCGAGAACUGUUUGAUAAUCCAGAAGGUGAUUUGGUUUCAGGAGAAGAGGGGUGUGGUAACUCAGAUGGCAACAGUAGCGAAAAGGAAUUCGACUCUGGUGAAGAGUAG